This is a messenger RNA of Vitrella brassicaformis, 1025 nucleotides long. Lineage: Eukaryota; Vitrellaceae. The record is from the annotation of a GenBank genome assembly.
CCAAUCAGUCAUACUCACACCCGAAUACAUCAAGUCCCAAAGGUCAGCUCUACACACCGUUCUCGCCUUCCUCUCCCUCCUCAGAGACUCCCCACGAAUUCAGGAUGAGAUCCUCUGCCAUCUGGCUGACCUCGGCAUAGAACGCUCCCAAUCGUGCACGAAUCCGUUCCUCAUUGAUUCGUGCACGCUCCGCCUCGUCCCUUCUAACGGGUGAGGGCGGGAGACGAUCAUAUUCAAACUCGCUGCCGGUGUCGGGGUUGAUCACGGCCCUCUCAGCCCCUUCUCGACGUCUCGGCAGCCCAUGCAGACCAUGGUCAAAAGGCCACUUAGAUGAGUCAGACGCUGGCGCCAUGGAACGGGGCGGGGACGGGAGCUGCAGAGGGGUUGGCCGCAAGUCGGUUGCUGGUAUCGGUUGUUGAGUGGCUGGCGCAGACAGGGGGCGAAGAGACAGCUCUUGGGGGGCAUGUGUAGGCGGCUCAUCCUCCGCCGGUGGCUUCGUCGGGUCGGACGACUCAUCGUCCCAGUCGGCUCUGCGGCCAAUGACAUCUGGAAACAUACACAAAUACACGCAUGUCUCCUUCAUAACGUCAUGAAAACGAUUCAAGAGCCACACCAGUCAUGAGUUUUGCGAGUGGCUGCGCCUGUCCCUCAGCAAGCUCCGGCUUCGAAGCCAGCCUCUCCUCUACGCAGACGACAAGACAUACAGUGCAAGGACUGCAUGGGAUGCCGCGUGUGGAUCCAUGCAUGCAUUCGUACCCAGCUUCUUUUGCUGCCUCCUUUCUCGGCGAAAUUCUCGCUCCGCCCUUUGCCGGUUGACUUGCUCCUCAGGAGCGGUCCGAUGCUUCGAACCGUCGAGGGGGCCCCAGAGCGUCCCAGUCACAGGAUGGUGCAGUAGCUGCCGAGGUGGAUGCUCGGCAGGAAGGGAGUGGGAGUCGCGUUUGUAAGGCUCCACUGGCAGCCGUCCAGUCUCUUGUCGUUCCGUCAUCCCGAAUAGACACGUGCGAAGCUUUUUCCGCGAACAGCUG